CACCUCAAGAGAACCAUCCCAAACACAAGCUCAGACUACUCACAAGCUAGGCUAGCUAUAUAGCAAGCAGCUCAUAUAUAGCACACUUGAAGCUAUAGCUAGCUAAUAGAAAUGGCGCCAUCAAAGCUUGCCCUGUUCCUCGCCCUGGCUGUCCUCGCCUUCGCGGCGGCUGUGCACGGCUGCACGCCGUACUGUCCUACCCCACCAGUGGUUCCCACCCCGCCGGUCGUGCCGACGCCGUCCGGUGGCGGCUCCUGCCCAAUCAACGCACUGAAGCUGGAGGUGUGCGCCAAUGUGCUGAACCUCCUGAAGCUCAACAUCCCUAGCUUGGGGAACGACCAGUGCUGCCCGCUGCUGCAGGGGCUCGUUGACUUGGAUGCCGCUGUCUGCCUCUGCACUGCUAUCAAGGCCAACAUCCUUGGCAUCAACCUCAAUGUGCCCAUCGACCUGAGCCUCCUCCUCAACCACUGCGGCAAGGUCUGCCCGGCAGACUUCACCUGCCCCCUUUAAGUAACCGGCUGAUGAAACGUACCGUACGUCUAGGCAUCAUCUGAUCAUCAUCCAUCCACUGUCUUGCCUGCAAUCUUGUGCACCUAUGCCGUCAGUCGUCUAUGUGUUGGUUUGCAUCUGCAUGCUCCCAUAUAUGUGUUCUCUUCUGUUCCAGCUCGAGUGAUCGCGCGGGAGAAGUCAUGGCAUGCAAAUUGUCGUUCUCAAUCGUUCAUUCAAACAAUAUGUUUGUCUGUAACUUCAUAUACGUGAAAUAAAAGUUCAUACAAGUUGUAUCGA
Molecule: messenger RNA, 786 nt
Organism: Panicum hallii
Lineage: Eukaryota; Viridiplantae; Streptophyta; Magnoliopsida; Poales; Poaceae
Product: cortical cell-delineating protein-like
Exons: 1
Coding region: 112-510 (132 amino acids)
Source: RefSeq, a predicted model, not a curated record